AUGGCUAGCAUUCCGCCAAACGAACCGGACAACCCAUAUGAGCUCGGCGGAACCAGACACAUCGGUAUCAGCGACACGGAGUGGGAAGGCCAUCUUGACGAGUGGUUCUAUGCUCAUCCGGGAUUUCGUCGCCAAACCUACAUUGCUGAUCAUCAACCAGCAGACGGCCAAUUUGAGGUAUUAUGGAAGGAGAUAAUGGGUGUGAAACGUCUCAUCAUGGAUGAGCAAACAAAUCACGGUCCAAUGAGCCUUUUGGCUAACGUCAGACCCGUUCAAGCAAGCCUCGGAGAUGUUGUCAAACAAGCUGGACCUAUAAAAAAUGCUGUGUGCCUUGGGUUGGGCUCGAUUGAGUAUCGACACCCAUGGGACUACAACCACAACUUUGUCCAGCAAUGUGGCAUGUUCUUCGCCCUGUGCCAGAUGAUCGAAGAGAAGCAGAAUAUGCAGCUAGGAACUCUGCCAGUUGUGUUCCAAGAACCAAGAUUCGAGAUCGAGGACCGAUUCAUCCUUGAGAAGAUUGGUCGCCAGAUAAUUGUCGAAGCCCCUGAAGCAAACAACCAUAUGGACGUACAGUCGUUCGUCCAUGCACCUCACUUCCCAGGCAACCUUUUGUUCGACAUAAUCCUCAGACCAGGCCGUGAGCCAGAACUUCUUUACACAAACACCUUCCAUGGAGGAGACCUGGGUUGCAUUGGUUGGAACAUCACCGACAGUUAUCUGAACAAGGUAUACUAUACCAAGGAUACGACUCUCAACGCCGAGGCAAUCGAUUUGUACAACAAAGCAUGCCGUUUUCUCGCAACCCACGAGGGAAUCGUGUAUUGGGGUGUGUACGCCCACGAGUACCGCUAUCCGAGAUUGGCGAGAAUCUUGAAGGCAGCUUUCUCCAGAUCCUCCUUCUACUUGCGCAAACGCGAUGCGAUGACUUUGGAUCUUCUCAUGGCUAGAAUUGCUACGGCGUAG
Molecule: messenger RNA, 963 nt
Organism: Aureobasidium vineae
Lineage: Eukaryota; Fungi; Ascomycota; Dothideomycetes; Dothideales; Saccotheciaceae
Source: the annotation of a GenBank genome assembly